Molecule: messenger RNA, 5840 nt
Organism: Marmota monax (woodchuck)
Lineage: Eukaryota; Metazoa; Chordata; Mammalia; Rodentia; Sciuridae
Product: S-adenosylmethionine decarboxylase proenzyme-like
Exons: 1
Coding region: 3409-4413 (334 amino acids)
Biological process (GO): spermine biosynthetic process; spermidine biosynthetic process
Cellular component (GO): cytosol
Molecular function (GO): adenosylmethionine decarboxylase activity; putrescine binding
Source: RefSeq, a predicted model, not a curated record
AUACAUGAUAAGUAGGUUUUGGGUCACUCUAGUAAACUGAGCCAUUCUGGGAAUUUUUAACUUUCUACUGUGAUUAUGUAGAGAAUGGCUGUCACACCAACAGAAAUAUGCUACCUGGCUGGUCCCUUGUGAGAACCAAUGAGGUGAUGUUUGUGUAAAGCUCAAUGGUCAGACAGCUUCACUCGGGAGGUGCUAUGUAAAUCAGGAGGCUUAUGAUGGCACCCAAAGACAGAAUCCUGCCCAGACCUGCAAACGGUGUUCCCCCAAUUAAGUCCUCACUUCACAUCCCAUAAAAAGCAGAGAACGAUGGGCUCACCCCAAGGAAUCUUUUUCUUCUAUAAAGUUAUUUGAUAAAAGUGUAAAACAUUAGUGCACAUACUGUUUUCCUUAUUGUAAAACACUUCUAAAACUGUUUCACCUUUCAAGGGUUAAAAUGGGAACUGAGUUGAUUAUGAAAUAGCUCUAAUGAAAUACACCCCUUCUGAAUAUCACAAGUCUAAACAUUGGACUCAGAUUCUUCUGAGAAGGGUGAUAAUUAAAGCAGCAGUCUCUCAGAUCUGAGUUUUCAAGGAGGUGGGAUUGGGGACAUGUAACACCGAUUAAAGGGGAAGGAAAAAAAAAAUGACUGAGAAACCAGAAUAGCAAAAACAAAUAAAGAGAGUGGCCAUUUGGCAGAUUUCAGAGUUUCAAGUGAACAAUGAGGGAGAAAUAGUGGAAGUUGUGGGAAGGUAGAGAGGGUGGGAUCCAGGACCUAUGGAAGGCCUUCCAAGGAAGGAGUGGUAGUCCAAAGGGAGAGGAAGGGAGGGGUAAGGAAAUAACUGUGAGAUUUAAAAAAAAAAAAAAAGAAAAGAAAAGAAAGAAAGAAAUAGCUGCAAAAUUCAACCAGUGAGCAGCGAUACCACUAGGCAAGAAACCAUUGUGAAUGGGGUAAGUUUGGGCAGUUGCUUAUUUUGUUGGAUUUAGCAGGAGUUGGGAUGGAGUGGUGGUCUCCAAAGUACCGUGCCGACUUGGAGCCAAUGAAGUGGUGUUUGCAGGUCAGAGAAGCACUCCAGUUCCCAGGCAGGGUUAAUGUGGCAGCCCAUAAACAAGGCCAUGACAUAGAGGAAUGUUGCUGCUCUUCCAGCUGCUAAAUUGGGGUCAGUCAGAAGCCAGGGUUGUGUUGUGUUGGCUGGGAUGUCUAGAAACUUUCUUACUAGGUUAUAAAAGUGAUUUUGUCCAAAGCUUGCAAAUGGCACACGAUGAAUCAGAGAAGCAGCAGUGCCCACCUGUGGGGAUCAUUUCAAAGCUGUCCACUGCACGAUGCCAUCCAUUUUCUGACAGGGAAGCAGUGAAUGGCUUUUGGAAGGAUAGAGAGCCAAAUCCCAUUUCCACUGACGCUAUACCUAACUUCUGGGGGUUUCCCUCAUUAACAAGUCUGAUGGUAAGCAGACUCCCUAAAGAAUUUCAGACUGAAGGUUUUUAUGGGUAGAACUGGUUUAAAUUAUUUGACCACUUAACCAUAGCUCUGACUUGAUGAUCAGGCUGAUAACCCUAGAAGUACAGGAGCAAUUACUGGACAUUCCUACCCUUGCCACCUAUCCCAGCAUGCUUUCGGAUCGCCUCCUUUGUACAUCCGGUUAAAGAUAUGGGGGAGGAGAAUGGUUCCUUGUGUUUCUCAGCAGUGGAAUUUUAGCUGGCUUGUUUCAACAUGUGGAAGGGUUAAUUAGGCAAAUUAUAAUUGCUGCUGGGAGAGGCAUUCUAGCUGAAGUCUGACAGUUCUCAGGGCUGCUGCGAAAAGAAUCACUCUUACAAUCUUUAAUUGUGUUCCCCUCUUUCCCAAAGAUGGGUUCUUAACAUAACAUUAAGACCAGUAGGGGCUGGAGUUGUGGCUCAGUGGUGGAGCACUUGCUAGCAUGGUGUGUGAGGCACUGGAUUCGAUUCUCAGCACCUCAUAAAUAUAAAUAAAGUCCAUUGACAACUAAGAAAAAAAAAAAACAAUAGGAUGAUACAUUGUACAUUCCUGAUUUGUGUGUGUUCUCUUUGUUCCUGUUUCUUAAAAAUUCUCAGGCAACCUUUCCUUGAAAACAUAAUUGCACUGAAUUUUUUUUUUUUCAUAAAGGACUAAAUUGGUUUUUGUCAUUGUUUAGUUCAUGGAAUCAUUCUGUCGUCUUAGGUGUUUUUGUAAAUGAAGAUGUGGACUGCGUCAGCUGUACUAUAGUUCAUCUUGGAGGAGGGACGGAGGGAGAACUGUUGUGUUUGGUGGAGGUGCUAGAACAUCACAGAACCUACCUCUUUUUGACUAGUACUGUCUUUUGUCUUCCUUCCGUUGUUCUUUUUCAUGGUAUCAUCUAUCCCUAUUUUGUGAAACAGUCAAAUCUGUUUUCACUAUAUAUCUUCUAGCAUUUAGUUAGCCAGGUUUUUUGAAGUGUUGGAUGCUGUUUUGUAUUCCAUGAAUGAGUCAAUUGACCAAGUGUAGGCAGCUACUAAACUGGCAGCUGGUUGCCAUCAGCAUGCCCUUGCACAGGAAGUGCUCAGUAUAGAUAUGACUAACCAGUUUCCAGGCUUAAAAAUAAAGUGGGGGAUUUCUGGAUAGAAUCGGUCUUUGUCAGUCAUUUUAACAGAGCUGAUGAGUGUUGAAGUUCACAGCCAACCACAUGCUUUUUUCUUAUUUCCCAGGCCAUCAUUUCACCAGACUUUGUGUAUUAAUGCAGAUUUAAACUUAUUUCUGGUUUUGGUGUUUCGUUGGUCUUUUAAAAUGAAAUAAGAGGAUAUUUGAAGAGUUGUGAGAAUUAGCUAGAGUCAGUAUUCUCUCCUUGUUUCCUCUUUUGUUUUUAGCUCCUUUUAAGUCAUCACCUCCUAAAUUAGGUAAUAAAAAAUUAAGCUUGCUGGGAAUGGUGGCGCAUGCCUGUAAUCCCAGCAACUCAGGAGGCUGAGGCAGAAGGAUUGAAAGUAAGAGACCAGCCUCAGCAGUUAAGUAAAGCCUUAAGCAACUUAAUGAGGCCUUGUCUCAAAAUAAAAAAUAAAAAAGGGCUGGGAUGUAGCGCAGUAGUUAAGCACCCCUGGGUUUAAUCUCCAGUAGCAGAAAAGAAAAAGAAAAAAAGUGGCUUACACAGUAUGGCCGGCGACAUUAGCUAGCGCUCGCUCUACUCUCUGUAACGGGAAAGCAGCGGACUACAAGAGACUGAACUGUAUCUGCCUCUAUUUCCAACAGACUCACAUUCAACUUUCGCUCACACACACAAAGCCGGGAAAAUUUUAUUAAUCCUUUUUUAAAAAAAUUUAAUAUAAAAUUAUAGCAAAAAAAAAAGGAACCUGAACUUUAGUAACAGCUGAAACAAUCCGCAGUGGCGGCGGCGGCGGCAGCGGCGGGAGAAGAGAUUUAAUUUAGUUGAUUUUCUGUGGUUGUUGGUUGUUCGCAGUCUCACGGUGAUGGAAGCUGCACAUUUUUUCGAAGGGACCGAGAAGCUGCUGGAGGUUUGGUUCUCCCGGCAGCAACCCGACGCAAACCAAGGAUCUGGGGAUCUUCGCACUAUCCCGAGAUCUGAAUGGGAUAUACUUUUGAAGGAUGUGCAAUGUUCAAUCAUAAGUGUGACAAAAACUGACAAGCAGGAAGCUUAUGUACUCAGUGAGAGUAGCAUGUUUGUCUCCAAGAGACAUUUCAUUUUGAAGACAUGUGGUACCACCCUCUUGCUGAAAGCACUGGUUCCCCUGUUGAAGCUUGCUAGGGAUUACAGUGGGUUUGACUCAAUUCAAAGCUUCUUUUAUUCUCGUAAGAAUUUCAUGAAGCCUUCUCAUCAAGGAUACCCACACCGGAAUUUCCAGGAAGAAAUAGAAUUUCUUAAUGCAAGUUUCCCAAAUGGAGCAGCAUAUUGUAUGGGACGUAUGAAUUCUGACUGUUGGUACUUGUAUACUCUGGAUUUCCCAGAGAGUCGGGUAAUAAGUCAGCCAGAUCAAACCCUGGAAAUUUUGAUGAGUGAGCUUGACCCAGCAGUUAUGGACCAGUUCUACAUGAAAGAUGGUGUUACUGCAAAGGAUGUCACUCGUGAGAGUGGAAUUUGUGACCUGAUACCAGGUUCUGUCAUUGAUGCCACACUGUUCAAUCCUUGUGGGUAUUCAAUGAAUGGAAUGAAAUCGGAUGGAACUUAUUGGACUAUUCACAUCACUCCAGAACCAGAAUUUUCUUAUGUUAGCUUUGAAACAAACUUAAGUCAGACCUCUUAUGAUGACCUGAUCAGGAAAGUUGUGGAAGUCUUCAAGCCAGGAAAAUUUGUGACCACCUUGUUUGUUAAUCAGAGUUCUAAAUGUCGCACAGUGCUGUCAUCACCCCAGAAGAUUGAAGGUUUUAAACGUCUUGAUUGCCAGAGUACUAUGUUCAAUGAUUACAAUUUCGUUUUUACCAGUUUUGCCAAGAAGCAGCAACAACAGCAGAGUUGAUUAAGGAAAAUGAAGAAAAAACGCAAAAAGAGAACACACAUAGAAGGUGGUGGCUGCUUUAUAGAUGAUGAUACUGGGGGCCAUGCUUUCCAUGACCACCACCUUGUAGUUGCAGAAAGCCCUAGAUGUAAUGAUAAUGAUAGUGUAAUCAUUUUGAAGUGUAUGCAUUAUUAUAUCAAGGAGUUAGAUAUCUUGCAUGAAUGCUCUCUUCUGUGUUUAGAUAUUCUAUGCCACUCUUGCUGUGAAAUUGAAGUGCAUGUAGAAAAAAAACUUUUACUGUAUGAAACUUUACAACACUUGUGAAAACAAUUCAAUUCGGUUUAUGCACAGUGUAAUAUUUCUGCAGGUAUCCUCCAAAAUUCCCCACAGACAAGGCUUUCGUCCUCAUUAGGUGUUGUGUUGGCCUCAGCCUAACCAUCUGGGACUGUUCUAUUAUAUUGCUGCCAGAAUUUUACAUCCAAUUACCUCCACUUUCUAGAACAUAUUCUCUAGUAAUGUUAUUGAAUCCAGUUUCUACUUCAUACAGAUGUUUUUUGCAACAGCAAUUAAAUUUUUCUUUCACAAGACAAGUCCUUAAAAUGAUUCCAGUUACUCAUUUUGUGUAUUUACUAUUUUAAUAAUUGUUUCUGCAUUUGUAGUCUUUUGAUUUUUUUUUCCCUCAACCUGGUGUCUUCCCCUCCAGCCCCACAAAUGAAGCAAUAAACUUACACUGUGGGUUUAUAUACUAAUCUUAUAUCCCAAGUGGGGAAAAGUCUCCGGGUUUAAUUUUCUUUUAAGGGCAUAUUAAUUUGGCCUCUUUUUUAAUGGCAUGGGCUCUUUUGGAAGGUAAGUGACAAUAUUAAAUAUUAAUAUUAAAUAUUUCUCACAAAAGAAUUUUAAGCAUCUCCAAUAUUGACUAGCAGUGAGGACAUAGAGUUAUAGAUUUGGGUAUGCUAACUAAACUGUACACCCCAUGUUAUGCUAUGCUCUUUGAUAAAUGAGAUUAGCUUCAAACAGUACCAUGCCUUUCCUAACUUGCUAAGUAGUGAUCUAAAAGGAUUUUUAUCACUAAGUAGAUAAGUAGGGAGAUUUAGUAUAUAGGUUGUCCUGGAUUCAUUAAAUCCUGUCAGCUUGGAUCAUCCACUGUAAGUUUUACUUUUAGUAGUCAUUGCCACUAAUUUCCUAUAAUAGUGUAUUAUAAACUUUGGUUCAAAGCAGAUCAGUGGUUUUCCAUCUUAAGACUUAAAAGUUAUGUGAUUGAUAACUUGUUCUGACUUCAUCUGUUCCCUUAAUAUCUUCCUCCUUCCAUGGUAUUCAAAGAUAAAAUGAAUAACUGCCCAGAAUGAAAAUUGUACAUGUUAUUCAGAUAUUCCCAUGUGUAGCAGAAUGUAUGGAUGGAUUUUUUAAAAUUAAAAUUCUAAAAAUAUUCAGUGAGAAAUGACAAGUAA